Molecule: messenger RNA, 1271 nt
Organism: Lactuca saligna
Lineage: Eukaryota; Viridiplantae; Streptophyta; Magnoliopsida; Asterales; Asteraceae
Source: the annotation of a GenBank genome assembly
UGCCUAUAUAAAGGGCUUUAGUUGAAGGUAUUCUCAAACUUAUAACCAUAAAAGGAAAUUAACAUGAUGAAAAACAUUAUUAGAUUGUUUCUUGUUUCCAUUUUGGUGGUAGGAUGCAUGGGCGCCGGUGGUCGUGGUAAUGGUGGAGGGUUAAAGAUGAACUUUUAUGGGAAACUUUGCCGUUUGGACCGUUUGGUUACAGUCGAAAGUACGGUGAGGCAGAUUGUAUGGAGCAAAGUUUCUGCAGAUCCUUCCAUGGCUGCCAAGCUUCUAAGGCUUCAUUACCAUGAUUGCUUUGUUAGAGGGUGUGAUGCUUCGAUUCUAUUGGACCCUACACAAAACACGACAACUGAAAAAACAGCAGGACCAAACAGAUCCAUUUCUGGGUACGAGGUUAUUGAUGAAAUAAAGACAAAGUUGGAAGCCAAAUGUCCUGGGAUUGUUUCCUGCGCCGACAUUGUUGCCUUGGCUGCUAGAGACGCCGUUUCCUUUCAAUUUCAAAAGGAAAUGUGGCCGGUUUUCACCGGAAGGAAAGAUGGAACAGUCUCAUUGGCGUCGGAAGUUGGUGGCAAUUUACCAUCUGCAGGCGCCAAUUUCACAACACUCCUGACCCAAUUUGGAACCAAAGGCCUUAACCUUAAUGAUCUUGUGGCACUUUCAGGUGCACAUACUAUUGGGAUCUCUCAUUGCACCCUCGUUGCAAGAAGGCUUUACAACUUUACAGGUGUAGGAGAUGCUGAUCCUUCUCUUGACGUGAGUUAUGCACAAACACUUAGAGGACUGUGCCCCAACCCUCAGAACCCAGCCACAGCUCUUGAAAUGGAUCCUAAAAGCUCUCUCACCUUUGACUCUGAUUACUAUCGGGCUUUAAAUCAACAUAAAGGUCUAUUUGUAUCAGAUGCAGCUUUACUUACAAACAGACAAUCGGCUCGUAUGGUUAACCUUCUACAAAAUCGUGGGCUUUUCUUUGCCCAAUUUGCUAAGUCCAUGGUGCGAAUGGGUGGUGUUGGAGUCCUUACAAAUGGUCAAGGAGAGAUCAGGAAAAGUUGCCGAGUCGUUAAUGGUCAAUAAUGAAUAUCGAUAUUAAUUGUGUUGGUUUGUUUGUAUGAAGUUUCUUGCAACGAGAGGAAAUAAUGUGUCACAAGGUUUGAAAUUUGACUGCAAUCAAAUGAAUUAUUAAGUCUGUUUAAUUGUUUUGACAUGUACGGAUGUACCCUAUCUUAGCUGUGUUUAAUUUCGUCCCAGUUUGACGAAUCUGGUGUACUAGCUAG